AUGGCGAGGUCGAAGAAAUCCGUCCCCGCCGCCUUCCCGCCCGUCCCCAAGCGAUGCGUCGUCACCGGCGGCAUGGGCUUCGUCGGCCGUCGCCUGGUCGAGAUGCUCGUCGAGCGCGGCGCCGAGCGCGUGGUGGCGUUCGACGUCGCGCCGAGGCCGAGCGACGCCGAGGACGACGACCGCAUCGUGUGGUUUCAGGGCGAUCUCACGAAGCCCGAUGACGUCGAUCGAGCGUUCGAGGGCGCGGAGUGCGUGUGGCACAUCGCGGCGCUGGUCGGGCCGUAUCAUAAGCGCGAGCUGUACGACGCGGUGAAUCGCGUGGGGACGCUGAACGUGAUCGCGGCGUGCAAAAAGCACGGGAUUACGAAGUGCGUGAUGUCGUCGUCGCCCUCGACGCGGUUCGAUGGGAACGAUAUCAAUGGAAAGCGAGAGAGCGAAUUGGGUUUCCCGAAGGUGUUCUUGCAGGAGUACGCGGAGAGUAAGGCGAUGGGUGAGCAGGCGAUGAUGGACGCGUGCGACGGGAAGACGUUUUUUAGCGUCGCCGUGGCGCCGCAUCAGGUGUACGGACCGAGGGAUAUGCUGUUCAUGCACAACUUCCUGAUCAACGCCAAGAGGUUGAGGAUUUUCGGGAACGGGGAAAACUUGAUCAGCGUGUGUUACGUGGAUAAUUAUUGCCACGGGUUGAUUUUGGGCGAGCGAGCGUUGUAUCCAAAUUCGCCGGCGUUGAAGAAGUUUUACAUUUGCACCGACGGUGAGCCGGUCAAGCUGUGGGACUUCUUGGAUCGCGCAUUCGUCGAACUCGGCUAUCCGUCGUUGAAGAACAAGUUCAAGCUUCCCGGUUGGACUUUCAUGAUGCCGCUCGCGUACGCGUGCGACGCCGUCGGCUACCUGUGCGGCAAAAAGUUCAAACUUACUCCGUUCUCCGUGCGCAUGUUGCUCAUCAACAGAUGGUUCAACAUCGAGGCCGCGAAAAACGAUCUCGGGUACGAGCCGAUCUACACCCCCGACGAGGCGUGGGCGAAAACCAGAGAUUGGUUCGAAAAGGUUUGGAAGCCGAAGUAUGGAUGA
Messenger RNA from Ostreococcus lucimarinus CCE9901, 1068 nucleotides. RefSeq lists its product with no specific name. The coding region runs from base 1 to 1068 and encodes 355 amino acids. The record is from RefSeq and is a predicted model, not a curated record. Gene Ontology annotation, molecular function: 3-beta-hydroxy-Delta5-steroid dehydrogenase (NAD+) activity. NCBI's taxonomy places the organism in Eukaryota, Viridiplantae, Chlorophyta, Mamiellophyceae, Mamiellales, Bathycoccaceae. The transcript has a single exon. Gene Ontology annotation, biological process: steroid biosynthetic process.